AUGGCAAAUUCUAAAUAUGGAAAAUAUUUACGUGAUGUUCAAGUUAUUAUUUGGGAUGAAAUUAGUAUGGUAUCUAAGCAUGCAUUCGAAGCAGUUGAUAGACUUAUGAAGGAUAUUUGUAAUAGCGACAAAAUUUUUGGUGGAAAAAUAGUAAUUUUGUCAGGUGAUUUUAGACAAACCUUACCAAUUUCAUUUUCGCUGUUUGAAAAUAAGCGUCUUACGGCCAAAGAUGAUAAUUUUAAGAAAUGGUUACUGCAUGUAGGUGAAGAUGAUUUAAUUUGUGAAUUUGAAGAAAUAAUAACAGAAAUAUAUGGUCGUCAAAUAAGAACGGAAGAUGAAUCGACUCACGAUAAAGUUAUAUUGGCUCCGACUAAUGUUGAAGUGAUAGAAUUGAACAAUAAAAUAUUAUCAAAAGUGGAAGGAGAUACGCGAGAAUAUUUAAGUAUAGAUGCAGUAUCGGAUGAAGAUGGUGAGUCUUCGCAUUCAUCAGUGCCAAUAGAAGUUUUGAAUACUCUGACUCCUAAUGGGAUGCCUCAACAUAACUUGAUAUUGAAAGUGGGAGUCAUUGUAGUUUUGUUGAGAAAUUGA
This is a messenger RNA of Trichogramma pretiosum, 588 nucleotides long. RefSeq names its product ATP-dependent DNA helicase pfh1-like. The record is from RefSeq and is a predicted model, not a curated record. Gene Ontology annotation, molecular function: DNA helicase activity. Bases 1 to 588 code for a protein of 195 amino acids. Gene Ontology annotation, biological process: DNA repair; telomere maintenance. The transcript has 3 exons. Lineage: Eukaryota; Metazoa; Arthropoda; Insecta; Hymenoptera; Trichogrammatidae.